Molecule: messenger RNA, 957 nt
Organism: Labeo rohita (rohu)
Lineage: Eukaryota; Metazoa; Chordata; Actinopteri; Cypriniformes; Cyprinidae
Product: serine/threonine-protein kinase pim-2
Exons: 6
Coding region: 1-957 (318 amino acids)
Biological process (GO): negative regulation of apoptotic process; protein autophosphorylation; regulation of mitotic cell cycle
Cellular component (GO): cytoplasm
Molecular function (GO): protein serine/threonine kinase activity; ATP binding
Source: RefSeq, a predicted model, not a curated record
AUGGGACAGCGAGUUACUAAAGUCAGUCCGAUGACUGUUGGUGAGGUGUACGAACAACAUCUUAGUACACCCCCAACACCCAGCACCAACAGGGCGGUUCACCAUCCUCAUCCUCGCGAUGAGACCCCUGUUGACUACAUCUUCAGCCGCUACACCGUUGGCGAUCAGCUGGGGAAAGGUGGAUCCGGCGUGGUGUACGAAGGGAGACGUUUGGAUGAUGAUCUUAAAGUGGCUUUAAAAUAUGUCACUAAGACCGAGAACACGGAAUGUAUUUUCAUUCCUGAUCAUCCAAACCCCCUUCCAAAAGAAAUCGCCCUCACCAUCCUGGCAAACAAAGGUCCCAGCGUGCCAGAGAUCAUCAGGCUGCUGGACUGGACGGACCACCCUGACCACUUCGUAAUGGUCCUCGAAUGUCCCUCUCCCUGUGAGAAUCUUCAUCAGUUCAUCAGGCGUCACGGUGGAAGCCUCGACGAAGAAACAACAAGGCAGAUCAUGAGGCAGGCAGCUCACGCUGCAAACAUGUGCUGCCUCCGCAGAGUGCUCCACCGUGACGUCAAACUGCAGAACUUGCUGAUAAACAGGGAGACAUCCGAAGUCAAGCUGAUUGACUUCGGAUGCGGGGACAUUCUGAGGAGGACACCGUACAGGUCAUACAGCGGCACAGCAGCGUACUCCCCUCCAGAGUACCACAGCAGGGGGAAGUACUACGGCGGGCCAGCGACGGUCUGGUCUCUGGGAAUUCUGAUGUUCACAUUGUUAUGUGGACGUUUCCCUUGUGACUACGACCUGUUCCUGCUGGAGUACAAACAGAGGUCCAAACCCGGCCUGUCGAAAGAAUGCUGUGACCUCCUCAGGCGUCUCCUCCAUGAGAAGCCAAGUCGGCGACUUGGUCUGGGGCAAAUUAUGUCCCACAACUGGUUUAAGGUAGUGAAUAUAAAAUCAGCUAAAAAGAAUUAA